GAUCUCUGCUGAUCAGUCAGUUAUCAUCAGUCAUAUUUUGAAGGAAAUGUACUGUGGAAAGAAGUUAUGGUUUGUGUCGUAAUCGAAUGCGUAUAUCUGAGCGGAAAACAUCCGUCGAAAUCUGAUCGUUUGUGACCGUCGUUCCGACAUUGUACGAAAUUCGGAAGAGUUAUUUGCCGAGUCCCGUAUCCGGGUGUGUCGUCUAAUGUGGAGUGUCAAGUGACCCCCGUCGCGAUUACUCCCGAUUGGAUGUGUGCAAGUUGAAAGCUUAAAAAACUCGAUGAUUGGAAAGUACCCUUUCGACGCAUUUGAAGGUGGGAAAUCAGUUUCGAAUGAGCCUUGAAAACCUUUGAUGUGCUUUGGAGAUACUGUGAAAUUUGCUACAUGAGAUUUAACCUUCUGCCGUUCCAAUCAAGCGAAAGUUAAAGUAAUCAUUACAAUGCUAAGCUAGUUUGAUAGGGAACAGCAAGGGAAAAAAACCAUUUCAGGAAUAAGAUUGGAGAGUUUCGUUUGUGAUUGCGGCUUGAAAAGAAUUUGUGUGCAUUUGUAACAAAAUUUAAGUGUUACUUAAUAGGAUAGCUCGAGGAGUUGUGGCCCCUAAUAUGAGAGUGCAUUAGCCAGAAGCUAUUCCUCUAGAGGUGUGACGAAACGAAUUUCAUAGCAUUGGGGUGUUUGUUGAAUGUUUACGUGUGUCGUGUGUAUCGAAACAGAGCCUGAGCUAUUAAAUUACGUGAGUGUGCAGUAGUGAAUUUUCAAGGAUUUCGUAAUCUCUUGAGUUUUUGGUGCGUGAUAUCAAGAAAUUAUUAUUCGAUCGUUGCAGUAAAAAAAAGUGCAGCAGCUUGAAAGCUAGAGGAGAACAUCAGUUGACAAGGAAUAUUUACAAAUAACAACUUUGGGUAAACUUGUGUUGGAAGAACAUUCAGCAGCUUAGCAGCCAAAAUGACACGAGCAACGACGACGGCCGCGACAAAGCCCAAACCAGAAAAAGAGAAACGAAGGAACAAUGAAAAGCGCAAAGAAAAAUCACGCGAUGCAGCUCGCUGCCGCAGAUCUCGCGAAACAGAGAUCUUUCAAGAGCUAGCCGCACUGCUCCCGAUGCGCCAAGAGGAUGUAGACCAUCUAGACAAAGCUUCCGUCAUGCGUUUGUCUAUCGCCUAUCUGCGGGUUCGAGAAAUGCUCGAGUUGUUUCCAAAUGAAGCCAGCGAGCCGAAGAAAGAGGCCACAGAAACCGGUGAAUCGGAUGAUUCAACAGAGGACGGAAUAAGCGACGAUGAUGAUGUGAAGGAAAGCAAGAUAGCCUUGGAGGAACUUGCAAUUGAAAGUGAAAAAAUUGCCCUUCAGACGUUGGAUGGAUUUCUUAUGGUUCUAUCAGCAGACGGAGAUGUCACUUAUGUUUCCGAGAAUAUUGGCGACUUUUUGGGCAUUUCACAGAUCGAUAUUAUGGGUCAACCGAUCUGGGACUACAGUCACCAGUGUGACCAUGACGAGCUGCGUGAAGCUUUGAACGGAAGGCACAGUGCGGCAGAGAUUAACAAAGGUGUCGCCAACGGGGACUGUGCUCCGAUGCAGAGCCGCGACUUUUUCCUACGGUUGAAGUGUACCCUUACUAGUCGUGGACGGAGUGUCAAUAUCAAGAGCGCAUCGUACAAAGUGAUCCAUGUUACGGGACACAUUGCGUGCAAAGACAACGGCCAGCGGCAGCUCGUGGCCGUUGCCCGUCCAUUGCCACAUCCUUCCAACAUCGAAAUACCGCUGGAUUCGAGCACUUUUCUAAGCAAGCAUUCGUUGGAUAUGAAGUUCAGCUAUGUGGACGAUAAAAUGCAGUCCUUGCUAGGCUACGAUCCAGCAGACUUGAUGGGAAAACCGCUGUAUGAGUGUCAUCAUGGUAUCGAUUCGGAACACUUACUAGCAACAUUUAAAAACGUGAUCAGCAAAGGCCAAAGCGAAACAGCUCGGUACCGGUUUCUAGCCCGUACCGGCGGUUACGCUUGGGUUGUGACGCAAGCGACGCUUAUUUACGAUAAGCAAAAGCCGCACAGCAUCGUUUGCGUCAACCACGUCAUCAGUGGUGUCGAGAACAAAGAUGAAAUAUACUCGUGUGCUCAAUUGGAGGCACGUCAGCAAAAAUCAACUGCGGAAUCACCAACAUCAACCGCUACACAAGCAGAAGCUGUCGCAGUGACGGACACCGCAGUGAAGACUAGUGAUAAAGUGCUCAAAGAAAAUAUCAAUCACAUUAAUACUGAUAAUCCCACUACCAAAUCCGAACUAUUGUCGGAAAAUACAGCGAAAAAGAAACCACCAACAGAGGAAGUGAUUAAAGUGCUUGGAACAGUUACUGGCAACAGCAUCAUUCGGAAAGUUACCGCUGCCAGUGUACCACGCCCAGUGUCAGUGACGGCAUCAAUUUUCAACUCCGUACCGAAGAAAGAACCAUCGACCGUUACAAUAGGCACUGGUGACAAGCCAACAAUAGCUGCAUUGCGUAAGGUUCCCCAGUCGGUAACAGCGAAACUAUUUGUUACUCUCAAUCCACAAACCACCAGUGGAACUCCACCGGAUCCUGCACCGACUGCUGCUACGGUCAACUGUAACAAACCGAAACACGCGACCGAUACUAUUUUUGCCCCACGCACGCAAGAUAUGAACAAAGGGUUCUUGAUGUUCUCGGAGGAGGAGCCAGGAUUAACAAUGCUAAAAGAUGAACCUGACGAUUUAACGCAUCUGGCACCGACGGCGGGCGAUGCCUGUAUACCUCUGGAAGAAACUGGUCCCUUCUUCAACGAUGUAUUUGACGAUUUCAUGAUUGUCGAUAACUAUCAAUCGUUGCUUGAAGAUGAACUGAACUGCCUGGAAAGUGCCGAACACAGACUCGGAUCCAGCAGCAGUAUAUCAGUCACGUCAGUGGCUUCCCCCAUCACGGUCAAUGGAACCACUAUCACAAUGGUAGCUCAUCACAAUCCACAGAACGGCAGCACCGCUAGCAGCCAGCUCUCGUCACAUUCGUCGCCAUCACCAUCGCUAUCGUCCUGUUCGUCGUCGUCCCUUUCAUCGCCCUCCACAGCAAGCUCUCCGCUGAACAUCUCAGCCACUUCGCCCAGCGGUAUUGGGACAGUUUCGUCAUUAGGCUCGGCAUCGGUGACAUCACGUAACACUUUCCCCGGUCAGAACUGCCAUAAUGUCGAUCCAAGCAGCAACGAUCCGUUUAUAAACUACCGGGAUGAAAUCUGUGAAGUUAGCCAUUCACCGCAUUUACUGUCGCCCGGAUUGUCGAAGAGUCCCGGAGGAAGUAGUAUACCAUCGCUGUGCAGUCCGAACGGCUCCGGCUGCCCGGAGGAUGAGCUUGCAUUUAUGACACUAAACAUGGACGACGAUUUGGACCUGUCGAUGCGGGCUCCAUACAUAUCGAUGAGCGAAGUGGAUGAUCUUCCGCUGCUAACAUCAGACGAUUUGAUGUGGGGAGCUCCGCCAGUAUCAAUCGACGGAACUAGCGGUGCCGGUAAAUAUACAAUAAUCAAGCAGGAAUUUCCCGCCGUUUCGCAACAAAUAAACGCAACAUUGGCCGGCGGCAAGUCCGAGCCUGCAGCAAAUGUGCGAACUGACCUCAGUAGCAAUAGUAGCACCAGUAACUGCAACGGCAGCGGUAAUGAAAACAAUUGCAAUAUCGGGAACAAAAUCAUCGAUUCCAGCCUGGCAGCUCUGCUGUGCGGCAACGUAAUUAACAUACAGACGGCGACAAUACAGCCAAACAGCAACCAUCAACAAAUUUUAAUACAACCGCAACAGACACAGACUACAACUACGGAACAACAACAACCACGACAACUGACCAGCGAGAAGAAAAUCAAGCUUGUCGAAUCUAAUAUGUUGCCCCCGAUGGUGGUUAUAGCACCAGGAUUUAAAACUAGCAACACAAUCGAAACCUGGACCAUGAACGAUCUGCUACAGCUGAACGGAGCUGGUACUGCUGCCGAAAGCAAUGCUACAACAACGACAACAAACUCAGUAGCCUGUAGCCCCAAACUGAACGCCACCGUAGUUGCAACCUCGGUUGUAUCGAAGAAAAACUCCACUCACAGCAGCAAUACCUCAACGAUGCCGGCCACCAACACAAAUAAACGCUCCCACACGACCUCAGAAAGUGGUAGUGACACAACCAGCAAACGUGUCAAGUCAACUACCUCGGUCAAUACACAUCAACAGCAACAGCAAUCUCCGACUUCCUCACCUCAACUGCUCCAGCAGUUGAUGGCCCCGUCACCGGUUCCCACCAAGGCGAAGUCCAAGUCGAAAGUCGGACACGAACAGUCAGAGCACCGGUGGGCAACCAGCAAACUGAUUGGCCUGCAGGAGCAAUCUUCGAAUUCGGUUCUGAUGAAUUUGCUCGUCAGUGGAUGCGAUAACAUUCCCGAAUCUCCGCCAGAGAUAUUGAUAGCAGUAGAGGAAUCAAAUCAAGCGUCUACCCACGAACGCAGCGAUUUGAGCGAUGACGAUGACGAUAAUGUCCCAAUUCUGGCCAAUCCAAUGAUGAGCAGCGGAGCACCGCUGACCAUUCAAACCGACGACGCUCCACUUGUGCUCGAGAAACGCGACCUAGGACGCGCCGGUGAUGACGAUUUCAUGAUGACCGUUUCCCCCAGCUUGCUGACACCGACAGACCUGGAAAUUUGGCACGCCAUCAAACAGGGCGUCUUAGAUCCGAAAAAGAUCCCAAUUACAUACCAGAUAUCUCCGAUGGUCGGCAGUGGAGUCGCAACAAAAAUGUCCAAGUCUAUGGCCACUACUCCGACCGCUCAGCUAGAGCUGCAAAUGCACGAGGAUGACGGGGCGGACUGUGGAAAUCUGCUAACUGUUCUGGAUCCGGCCAUGGCUAUCAGCAGGCUGCAAACUGAAAUGGAGGAAGACGAGCAGGACUAUGAGAUGACUAUCCCCGCCAAUGCCAUCAUGCAGAAUAGUCUUAUUUGAUUGUGUGAAAAACUUUAAUUUGUUUUCUAUUCAGACAACUGACAAGUCAAUCUUUUCCGCAGUUUAAAUCACUUUGUUUAAGCUAAAUUUCUCGAAAAUCACUACGAUUUAUUAAUUUACAGUAAAUGAUUUGGGUUUGCAAUAUAGCAGCGGUAAUUAAAGUAGUAAUGCUAGUUUUGGCCAUUUUUUGUAAGAAUAAAAAACUUUUCUCGAUCUUUUCGGUUGUAUGUUUAGAGAAGUUCAAUGGUUCAAAGUAAACGAUAAUGCUCAGAAGUACAUACAUACAACAAAAUCAAGUUUUACAUUUAUGAAAGCGUUAGCGUGAUAUUUCUAUGGAAAAAGAUCGAGUGGAGUCUUGUAGUUGAUGAUUGUUGACACAUUUUUUUGUAGUUUUAUAUGUUGUUCAAGUCUAGGUUUAAAAAAGAAAAAGUAAUAUGUUCAAAGUAAUUUGUCUGAAGUUUCAUUUAUUUGGUGAUGGUUACGAUAGGAGUUUGUUUUUCUUCUAACAAUAAAUCGAUAAAGUACAAUGACACAAAAUGCGAAUUUGGAAAUGGAGAUUUGACGUGUCGCUAGGUUUAUCAACAACUGGUAUAUGUUUUUUUGCUGUCCUAAAUUUAAAAAAAAACGCAACUAUAUAAUCUCACUUGUAUAAAGCAAACGUAACGCAUUUUAAAAAUCGAACAACAACCAGGUUGUAGUCUCUCUGGAGCACAAAGGUUUAAUAUUUUGUUGGUAACAAUUUGAAAACAAUCUCCAACUUUGCUUUUUUAUUUCCAUUGUUUUUUUAUUUGCAUUGAAAUAUAUCACUUAACAAGUUACUAAAUAGAGAGAGAAAACACAAAAUUGCAUUUUAAAUACCAGACAAAUUGAACAAGUAUCAACCAGAUUGUCGAUCGCAAACGUUAACCCUGCAUUUUAGCCCUUUUUGUCAGUAGUGUUUCAUAUAUUGUUAUAAGAAUUAUAUUCUGUUUCAGCACUUUUUCAUAAAACACCGAAGAAAAUAAAAUCUUCCAAUGACAAACACACGAAAUAACAAAUGUUAUUAAUGGAUGCAAAAUAUAUACAAAAAAUCGUGGAGGUAAAUCUUUCCUUUUCUAUUCACACUUGUAGUAUAUAGUUUAUGUAUGUAAUAUUACAACAUGAAAUUAGCUAUAAUACAGAGAAUUUAUAAUAGUACUAGUUUAACGCA
Messenger RNA from Wyeomyia smithii (pitcher-plant mosquito), 6154 nucleotides. It is a transcript of the gene sima, whose product is annotated as protein similar. The record is from RefSeq and is a predicted model, not a curated record. Gene Ontology annotation, biological process: cellular response to hypoxia; regulation of transcription by RNA polymerase II. The coding region runs from base 940 to 4965 and encodes 1341 amino acids. The transcript has 12 exons. Gene Ontology annotation, molecular function: RNA polymerase II transcription regulatory region sequence-specific DNA binding; DNA-binding transcription factor activity, RNA polymerase II-specific; protein dimerization activity. Lineage: Eukaryota; Metazoa; Arthropoda; Insecta; Diptera; Culicidae.